This is a messenger RNA of Galendromus occidentalis (western predatory mite), 1722 nucleotides long. RefSeq names its product Nuclear factor I (gene NfI). Gene Ontology annotation, molecular function: RNA polymerase II cis-regulatory region sequence-specific DNA binding; DNA-binding transcription factor activity, RNA polymerase II-specific. Gene Ontology annotation, cellular component: nucleus. The record is from RefSeq and is a predicted model, not a curated record. Gene Ontology annotation, biological process: regulation of transcription by RNA polymerase II. Lineage: Eukaryota; Metazoa; Arthropoda; Arachnida; Mesostigmata; Phytoseiidae.
AUGGUGGCCUGUGGUUCAUCUCUGAGCGUUCCCGAGCUGCCCUCGAGCUGUAUGCCACUCGAUGAAUUCCACCCGUUCAUCGAGGCGCUCUUGCCUCACGUCCGCGCCUUCUCGUACACCUGGUUCAACCUGCAGGCCGCCAAGCGGAAGUAUUUCAAGAAACAUGAGCGGAGGAUGUCACUCGACGAAGAACGUCGAUGCAAAGAAGAACUUCAGAACGAAAGGUCCGAAGUCAAGCAUAAAUGGGCGAGCCGUCUUCUCGGGAAACUGCGAAAAGACAUCACCCAGGACUGCCGGGAGGAUUUCGUGCUUGGCAUCACCGGAGCGAAACAGCGGCGUCAGCUCUGCGUUCUUUCGAACCCCGAUCAGAAGGGCAAGAUGAGACGAAUCGACUGUCUGAGGCAGGCUGACAAAGUGUGGAGACUGGAUCUUGUCAUGGUGAUCCUCUUCAAGGCGAUCCCGUUAGAAUCAACCGACGGGGAGCGUCUUGAGAAGAGCCCACACUGUCGGCAUCCGAACCUGUGUGUCAAUCCGUAUCACAUCAACGUCUCCGUCAGAGAACUCGACCUCUACCUCGCGAACCACAUCCGACACCACGACGCACUUCUAGGACUCAGUGUUCCGGAUUCUGAAAAAGACGACUGCUGUGAUGAAGAUGACACACUCUAUGCGAAUGGAGUUUUCAACUCUGCCGAACUGUACCGCCUCGCACGCACUACGAUCGUCGCUGAAGCAGCUGGAAGCUCAUCCAACAGUGGGAGCUCGGUGACCAGCUCCCAGCCAAUAAUCAAGUUGGAACCCCCAAACACGGGUAGUUUCUUCCAGCAGAGCGCCUACGAAAGCUCCGUUCUCGACCAUCGACAAGUCAGACCGGUUAAAAGGGCACGUAGAUCAUCGCAUCAGACCAGCAACUCACAAGCAUCCUCCGCGAACCAAGGUCAGUUCUGCGAAGCCGGUCUGCAGCUCACCGACUCCUCGGGACAGCCGGUCGUCCAACUCUAUUGCACGAGCCAGAACGGACCUUUGGGCGGACCUCAGGGCCCUUGGCUCGACGCAUCCAACGACAACGGUCACGGGCAACAGGGCGGCUUCUAUUUGAGCUCGCAAACGAAGUACCAUCCGGAAAACGGACAGCCCGACAGCACUUUCAGCGAUUUCGUGAAUUUGGUCUGCGAAGCGGGCACGCCCGGCUCUCCCACCCGAACGAGGGGGGCCAGGCUUCCCCAAUUCUAUGGCCAACCGGGAGGAGUGCCCAUGUUACCUCCACCUCCACCUGCGCCGAUGGCUCGACCUGUUACGAUUAUCAGAGCACCGGGCGGUGAGCUACCGCAUCAGAGUCCGUCCCCACCCGUCAUGCCCGAUACACCCGAGCAUAGCACGACUUCGGGGGAAAGUCCUCCAGAAAUCUCAUCCUCCGUAGCUUGUUCACUUUCGCAAGACCUCCCGAUGGUCGGCUCAUCGGACAGAGUGCAAUUUACGAUGGCUGGCGCGAGCGGUCAGAUCUACGCCGCUUAUCCCGACUCAGAGCCUCGGUGGGCGGCAAAUCAGCAGCAGUGCUUCCUUGAAGAUAACGUCGACUAUGGAUCCGUCAUGUCUGGGCUUAUGGAUAACGAGCGACGUGUUGAGUUCUGCCUCAAAGCGGACGACACCUUUGUUGACAAUCAACAAUUCUCACCAAGCAAGUCGCCCAUGAUCAAGACGGAGGCCGACGAGGCAGCGUGA